Molecule: messenger RNA, 1002 nt
Organism: Colossoma macropomum (tambaqui)
Lineage: Eukaryota; Metazoa; Chordata; Actinopteri; Characiformes; Serrasalmidae
Product: regulator of G-protein signaling 5
Exons: 5
Coding region: 315-800 (161 amino acids)
Source: RefSeq, a predicted model, not a curated record
UCACCCCAGGGACAAACGUCAUAAACGCCCAAGCUGUUCACACCAUGUACUUAAUGUGCCAUUAGGCCUUAAUUAGCUAUUGUCAGGGAUGAUUUAUGUGUUUAUAAUCCUAAAUGGAUGUUCCAUGUUGACCUCACACACACUUUCCUUGGCAAACAUCUGUCUGUCUGUCUUGUGAUUGCAGUGUCGGAUAAACAGAGCUUUAUAAGAGCGGCGCACACGGCUGGAGACAGGUAAAGACAGCGAGCGGGGUGAGAGACACUGAGUUUAUUGGAAAUCACUAUCUUUUUGGGUAACUGCUCCCACGGUCCUUGAUGUGUAAGGGGCUCUCCGCUAUACCCUCAUCAUGCCUGGAGAAGGCGAAGGGGAUGCGGGUGAUGUUAACCCACCUGACAGAGAAGCCACACAAACACAGAGCCCAAGAAGAGAAGACUGUUCAUGACUUGGAGUCUCUGCUGAACAGCAAGUCGGGUCUGCAGGCGUUCCGCUGGUUCCUGCGCUCUGAGUUCAGCGAGGAGAAUCUGGCCUUCUGGCUGGCCUGCCAGGACUACAGAAGCUCCCCCGAGAGUAAACUGGCCGAGAAAGCCUCCAGCAUCUACACCCAGUUCAUCAACCCUGACGCCCCUCAGGAGGUGAAUCUGGACAGCGAGACCCGGGACGCAUUGAUGUGUGUGAUGGACGAACCGGCUACCAACAUGUUCGACGAAGCUCAGCAGCGCAUCUACUGCCUGAUGGCUAAAGACUCGUUCCCUCGCUUCCUCCGCUCCCCCUACUGCAGGUCCACCCUCAGGGCACUGUGAGACCCCACUCGUCUUCACUUGUGAAGCAUUGAUUUAAAGAUAAAGUUAGCGCUAAUACAACUGUGCUAGCAUAGGUUAGCUAGGAAUUACCAUGCAAGUGUUAGCAUCACUGUUGAGUGUAGCAAAGAUGUCUGUCUGACUUAUUGUGUCUGUGCUGUAUUAGUAAAGAGAUACAAAUGCUGAAGUGAAAAAUAAAUAUUUA